AUGGAAAGAACGCCGCUAUCCCCUAGUGCUCGGUUGAAUGGGCAUAAUGGAGCAGUGCUAUGCGCCAAGUAUGCCGAGAAUUCCAUCCUUGGACCCGACAUUCUUGCUUCUGGAUCAGAGGAUCAGACAUGUCGACUUUGGGAUCUUCGACAAAUGCGGGCUAUAAAGGGUAUUCAAAAGCUCAAUGAUGCUGUUUCCAGUGUUGCAUUUGGACAAAACGCUGAAUUGUACUUGGCGGUCGGCACAAAGGUUUACACAUAUGAUCUACGAAAUGACGGCAUGAUCAUCAGCGAACCAGUACAAGAAUAUGCGUUCAGCCAAGAUGAGAUCAAUAGUAUUGAUAUCCAUUCGAACGGAAAGUACCUCGCUACUGCCGAUGAUCAAGGAGAAGUUAAAGUCAUUGACCUUGAGCGCCAUAAGCCUUACAAGAAGCUAGUGAAAAAGCACGACAAUAUAUGUAUGGCAGUACGAUUUCGCGCAAAGAAACCAUGGGAAGUCUGGUCCGGUGGUCUUGAUUGUAGACUUUUCCAGUGGGAUUUCUCGCGGGGCGUUCCAGUGAACGGCUAUGAUACCAAUGCGAAUGAAGCGUCCUCCGCACAAAUGUUCAACCCACCUUUCGUUUAUUCUAUUGAUACAUCUCCCACUGGAAAUUGGGUCGCUGCUGGUCUGGGCGACUGCAGCAUUCAGGUUCUUGGUGAAGUGGGAGGAUCCAAGAAGAAGAAGAAGCAGACAUGCCAUGCUCGCUUGAUGGAUGCUCACACCAAUUUGGUCAACUGUUUGUGCUUCUUACCACAAGGGCAAGAAGAUGGAUCAUCCUUUGAACAGCUUUUGUCGGGAUCGGCAAAUGGUAUUUUGGCUCGAUGGGAAUUGAACGAAGAACAAAUCCAAGCUAGCGAUAUGUUAGCGGCAAAGUCUACAUACCAGCUAGAUAAUUCAGUGGCGCGUCUGAACUGGAUCGAGUCGUGUGGUACUGAAGGGAAUGCAUAUCGGAUUGCAGCCGCUGGUGUUGGAAAUCAAACCAACCAAGGCACGCUCAAUAUUUAUUCCAUCAUUUAA
This is a messenger RNA of Zychaea mexicana, 1056 nucleotides long. Its product is annotated as WD40-repeat-containing domain protein. The transcript has 10 exons. The coding region runs from base 1 to 1056 and encodes 351 amino acids. Lineage: Eukaryota; Fungi; Mucoromycota; Mucoromycetes; Mucorales; Lichtheimiaceae. Gene Ontology annotation, molecular function: protein binding. The record is from RefSeq and is a predicted model, not a curated record.